UCUUGUACUGAGCCGGACACAUAUUUCAAAUUUUCAAAUUAGGUCUAAACACAAACGGCUCUUUCUCUCUCCGAACACAAACGUCUCUCUCUCACGCACACACACACAAUGGAGAAAGCAGGGGCGACGGUGAUGGAUCCAGAGACGGCGUUCUUGGCCUCGAAAGAAGAGACGGGCAACGAAUGGGAAUUAUACAAGGAGAACGUCCGGCCAUUGAAAAGAGGACGUAAUGUCACUCUUCUUAACCACGCUCUCAGAUCUCAAUCCAAUAAUCAUCUCAAGAAAUCACUUGUCGAUCAUCGAAGGAAGUUGAUUGAAGCUAUUAAUGAGUACGACGGUGAUGAUCCUCUCCACCCUUGGAUUGAGUGCAUCAAAUGGGUUCAAGAGGCUUUUCCUCCAGGGGGAGAUUGCUCGGGGCUCGUCGUGAUUUAUGAACAAUGUGUGCGUGCCUUUUGGCAUGAUACACGCUACAAGGAUGACCUUCGAUACCUCAAAGUGUGGUUGGAAUAUGCUGAGAAUUGUGUUGAUUCGGAAGUAAUAUUUAGUUUUCUGGAUGCUAAUGAAAUUGGACAGACACAUGCGAUCUUCUACAUAUCAUAUGCUUCUCAAUUGGAGGCAAAGAACAAGAUUAAAACUGCAAACGACAUAUUCAAUCGCGGUCUAUUGAGGAAUGCUCAACCAAUUGAGAAGUUGAACGAAGCAUUCAAAAAGUUUCUUGCCCGUUCAAUGAGAAGCCCUAAAGCUACAGAGGAAGAUUUUACAGAAAAUUGUCUACCAGUUCGAAGCUUUGGAACAGUCUUGGCAAAGGGAGAAAACCGUAUUCAAACAACUGGGAAUUCUGGUCUUUCUAGAAAACGGCUGAAGCAAGAUAGGGCUCAGGGAACUUCAUUAUCUGUUUACACAGAUGCCAACUCUGCUGCCAGUUUUGGUCAUCAAUCAGAGUUAUCAAAAUCAGAAGUAAAACCGUGGCACACUCUUGGACCUCGAGCAGAGAGAAAUAAAGAGAAUAAUGCCAUCCCUACCAAGUGGACAGCAAAUAAGAUCCCAAAAUUUAGUCAUACAAUUGGUGUAGCAACUGUCAAACCCUUCAUUGAAGUCUUUGUGGAUGAGGAAUGCCAAGAGACAAAUAACGCGAAUAAUAAAGAUCAGAGGCCAUCUGCCCUUCGCCUUAAAAACAAGGACAUUAAGGACCUGAAAAAGGAGACAGAACUGUUGAGAGAACGCCCCUUGCGUCAUUUUCCUCCAAGCUGUCUACCUCGAUGAUCAGUGAAUAGUGCUUUUUUAUUUGUGUUGAAUUACUACAGUCUACAUUUGAUCAGCUUUAAUCUUGAAAGCUCGAUACCCUUUCUAUUGUCAUUACAUUCGUUGCUUGAACCAUAUAUUUUUCAUGUUGUAUUGAGCAACUUUGAUGGAUU
Daucus carota subsp. sativus is the source of this 1415-nucleotide messenger RNA. Its product is annotated as mitotic spindle checkpoint protein BUBR1. Bases 109 to 1263 code for a protein of 384 amino acids. Gene Ontology annotation, biological process: mitotic spindle assembly checkpoint signaling; meiotic sister chromatid cohesion, centromeric. Gene Ontology annotation, molecular function: protein kinase activity. The transcript is spliced from 11 exons. The record is from RefSeq and is a predicted model, not a curated record. Lineage: Eukaryota; Viridiplantae; Streptophyta; Magnoliopsida; Apiales; Apiaceae.